UCACACGUUACCUCUAAAGAAAAGAAAAAAAAAACGUCAACAAUGUCAAGUCUUCCUGAAGAGAUCUGCUUCGAUAUUUUUCAAAGGUUACCAGUGAAAUCAACACUUGUCUGUAAGUGUGUUUGCAAGAAUUGGUAUUCCCUAAUCUCUAACCCUAAUUUUGUUAGAGCGCACCAUAGUCUUACAAUCCAGAAAACCAAUUUUAGUAUCAUGAUAUCUGAAUUCGAUGAUAAUAAGUUACACGAUGUAAUCCGCUCCAUAAGCUAUGAUCCUUUAUCUUUUUCUUCGAAUGAAUUUCAUUUGUAUGGUGUGGAAAUUGGUACGCCAUUGGGAUGUUUAGAAGAAGAUAUUCAGUUUGUGGGUUCUUGUAAUGGUUUUGUUUGCUUUUGGAGUCAACAGAAACAAUUCUUUGGUCUUUGGAAUCCCCACAGUAAUGAAUACAAGGAAUUACCCAAAUCUCCAAAUAUAUCUGUGGAUCGAAUUAGGUCUCCAUAUGCUUUUGGUUAUGAUUACAGUGCUGGUUAUUACAAAGUGAUAUGCUUGGAUGACGUUGGCGAUGGUUCUUCAGUUGAUGUUUAUACGAUUGGUCCAAAUUCAUGGAAAAGCACUCAAAUCAUCCCUCACUGGAUGUAUCCGGUGGAAGAGCCUGGAGUGCUUCUUAAUGGAGUUUUUCAUUGGCUAGGUUACAUGACUGACAAUUAUUCUGAUGUUAUAAUCUCUCUGGAUAUCAGCGGUGAGAAAUUCAAAGCAUUGCAACCACCAAAAGUAUCUUUAGAGAAAAGGCAAUGGGGGUUGAGUGCUGGAGUGUUGAAAGACUGCCUUUCUGUACUUUGUUCUGGUGUUAAUGUUGAAGUAUGGGUGAUGCAGGAUUAUGGAGUUCAAGAAUCUUGGACCAGAUAUUAUACUAUAACCCAUGAGGGAAUUCCGAGAGCCUGUACUUUGAAGCUCAUGUGGUCUUUCAGCAGUGGUGAGAUUCUAUUCGCGACCGGUGGUUGUUAUCUUGCAGAUCUGGUUCUGUAUGACCCAAACGAUGGAAGUGCUAGAGAACCAAAUAUGCAUGUAGAGAACCAAAUAUUCCCAUUUCAGAAUGGGAUGAAUGCAAUUGUCUUGAAAGCUUAGUUCCACUUGACUUCAGGUACUUAAGUUGGGGUGAAUGACAGUUAGAGGAAUCAAUUGAGCCUGUGAAGAAAAUCACGAGAAUGUGAUAUUUAGUUAGUAUAUAAUGAAACAAUGAUAAGUGCAAGAAUAACUGAAAACAUGAAUGAGGUAAGAAGUCACAAACCCACAGUUUUACAUUUUGCUUUCCGAAGAUUUUUAUUUCUAUAGGACCUUAGUAUACCAUGAAAUGGGAGUGAAUUUUUUUUAUUUUCUAUCCGGUAUCGAGUAUCUACUCUGGAUCAUCUGAGCAUAUAGAGUUUCAAUGAAGUACGUAACUGUUUUGUCUUUGA
Papaver somniferum (opium poppy) is the source of this 1448-nucleotide messenger RNA. Its product is annotated as F-box/kelch-repeat protein At3g23880-like. The record is from RefSeq and is a predicted model, not a curated record. The transcript has a single exon. Lineage: Eukaryota; Viridiplantae; Streptophyta; Magnoliopsida; Ranunculales; Papaveraceae. The coding region runs from base 43 to 1119 and encodes 358 amino acids. Gene Ontology annotation, molecular function: protein binding.